Molecule: messenger RNA, 618 nt
Organism: Suillus subaureus
Lineage: Eukaryota; Fungi; Basidiomycota; Agaricomycetes; Boletales; Suillaceae
Exons: 4
Coding region: 1-618 (205 amino acids)
Source: RefSeq, a predicted model, not a curated record
AUGCAAUGCAUUUGUCUAACGACUCCCCGUGUAGUGGAAUUUGCGGACCUUCCCAUCAUCGAUCUUUCAAAAGCACAGACACCCAAAGGACGUGCAGAGCUCUAUCCGCACCUUCGAGAUGCAUUACGCACCCAUAGUUUUCUCUACGUCAUCAAUCAUGGUUAUACUCAAGCUCAGCGUGACAGGAUCUUUGACAUAGCUGGUGUGCCUUUCAAUGACGUCUCUCCAGAUGAAAAGAAGACAUACACCGCCGAUGUCGAGGAAGUCGGGUCUUAUGCAGGUUAUAAACCCCAUCAAUUCUGGAAAGUCGACACGGAUAAUCAAAUUCGCGAUCAGAUUGAGAAUUAUGCAAUAAACCUCAAUGUCACAAAACGUCCCCAUCCUACGGCCCUGCGCCCCUUCCUUCCAGAACUCGAUGAUUUUGCUCGCCAUAAUCAUUUUAAUAUUCUCCAUCCGAUCCUUCGGUCAAUCCUGCCGCGGGUCCCUCGUCGAUGUUUCAGCUUACAAGCACCAUCAUAUGGCUUGAUUGCGUUAAGGCUCGAGCUGCCCGAGGAAGUUCUAGUGGAAAAACACAAUUUUGACCGAACAGGAGGUUUCUCUUUCUUCUCCUGUAUCUAG